ACUCCCAGCGCGAGUGGCGGCGGCGGCGGCGGCGGAGCCUUCGGGGGCGAGCGCGCGUGUGUGUGAGUGCGCGCCGGCCAGCGCGCCUUCUGCGGCAGGCGGACAGAUCCUCGGCGCGGCAGGGCCGGGGCAAGCUGGACGCAGCAUGAUGCGCGCAGUGUGGGAGGCGCUGGCGGCGCUGGCGGCGGUGGCGUGCCUGGUGGGCGCGGUGCGCGGCGGGCCCGGGCUCAGCAUGUUCGCGGGCCAGGCGGCGCAGCCCGACCCCUGCUCGGACGAGAACGGCCACCCACGCCGCUGCAUCCCGGACUUUGUCAAUGCGGCCUUCGGCAAGGACGUGCGCGUGUCCAGCACCUGCGGCCGGCCCCCGGCGCGCUACUGCGUGGUGAGCGAGCGCGGCGAGGAGCGGCUGCGCUCGUGCCACCUCUGCAACGCGUCCGACCCCAAGAAGGCGCACCCGCCAGCCUUCCUCACCGACCUCAACAACCCGCACAACCUGACGUGCUGGCAGUCCGAGAACUACCUGCAGUUCCCGCACAACGUCACGCUCACGCUGUCCCUCGGCAAGAAGUUCGAAGUGACCUACGUGAGCCUGCAGUUCUGCUCGCCGCGGCCCGAGUCCAUGGCCAUCUACAAGUCCAUGGACUACGGGCGCACGUGGGUGCCCUUCCAGUUCUACUCCACGCAGUGCCGCAAGAUGUACAACCGGCCGCACCGCGCGCCCAUCACCAAGCAGAACGAGCAGGAGGCCGUGUGCACCGACUCGCACACCGACAUGCGCCCGCUCUCGGGCGGCCUCAUCGCCUUCAGCACGCUGGACGGGCGGCCCUCGGCGCACGACUUCGACAACUCGCCUGUGCUGCAGGACUGGGUCACGGCCACCGACAUCCGCGUGGCCUUCAGCCGCCUGCACACGUUCGGCGACGAGAACGAGGACGACUCGGAGCUGGCGCGCGACUCGUACUUCUACGCGGUGUCCGACCUACAGGUGGGCGGCCGGUGCAAGUGCAACGGCCACGCGGCCCGCUGCGUGCGCGACCGCGACGACAGCCUGGUGUGCGAUUGCAGGCAUAAUACGGCCGGCCCGGAGUGCGACCGCUGCAAGCCCUUCCACUACGACCGGCCCUGGCAGCGCGCCACGGCCCGCGAAGCCAACGAGUGCGUGGCCUGUAACUGCAACCUGCAUGCCCGGCGCUGCCGCUUCAACAUGGAGCUCUACAAGCUUUCAGGGCGCAAGAGCGGAGGUGUCUGCCUCAACUGUCGCCACAACACCGCCGGCCGCCACUGCCACUACUGCAAGGAGGGCUACUACCGCGACAUGGGCAAGCCCAUCACCCACCGGAAGGCCUGCAAAGCCUGUGAUUGCCACCCCGUGGGUGCUGCUGGCAAAACCUGCAACCAAACCACCGGCCAGUGUCCCUGCAAGGACGGCGUGACGGGUAUCACCUGCAACCGCUGCGCCAAAGGCUACCAGCAGAGCCGCUCUCCCAUCGCCCCCUGCAUAAAGAUCCCUGUAGCGCCGCCGACGACUGCAGCCAGCAGCGUGGAGGAGCCUGAAGACUGCGAUUCCUACUGCAAGGCCUCCAAGGGGAAGCUGAAGAUUAACAUGAAAAAGUACUGCAAGAAGGACUAUGCCGUCCAGAUCCACAUCUUGAAGGCGGACAAGGCGGGGGACUGGUGGAAGUUCACGGUGAACAUCAUCUCCGUGUACAAGCAGGGCACGAGCCGCAUCCGCCGCGGUGACCAGAGCCUGUGGAUCCGCUCGCGGGACAUUGCCUGCAAGUGUCCCAAAAUCAAGCCCCUCAAGAAGUACCUGCUGCUGGGCAACGCGGAGGACUCUCCGGACCAGAGCGGCAUCGUGGCCGAUAAAAGCAGCCUGGUGAUCCAGUGGCGGGACACGUGGGCGCGGCGGCUGCGCAAGUUCCAGCAGCGUGAGAAGAAGGGCAAGUGCAAGAAGGCCUAGCGCCGAGGCAGCGGGCGGGCGGGCGGGCGCCAGGGCGGAGCCGAGCGAGAGCGGGCGCCUUGGCCCGGCUGCCGCGGACUUGGCCCGCGAGGGCUUUCCCAGGUGGGGGGAGGGAGGGGGCGGGGCCGCACGGCGCGGGGGCGGGGCCCUCGGCGGCCCCUCCCCCGGUCCCCACCCUGCGCGCCCCGGGCGGGAGCCGCGUGCGCGCGGGGCGGGGUGCGCCGCCGGCCGGGCCCUGGAGAAAUGAGGACGAGACGUAGCUACCUCACGGGGCUCCUUCCAGAGCAGAGACGCGCUUUCCUGGGGCUGGGCGCGGCCGCCGUGGAGGGGUUGGGGGCAGCCUGCCCUGGGGCCCGGGGACGGGCGCAGAAUCGCACAACUGGGGCCUCAGGCGCGGGGCGUGGAUGGCGCGGAGAGGGACGGGAGGAGAACUGUGAAUUCUCAAGCCCGUAGUCUGGGCGGGGCGCGGAGCGGAGCACCUACCAAACCACCACCCGACACGCAGCAGACGGGAUUCCCCCUUUCUCCCCGGCCCCUUCUAGCAGUUCCCCGCGGGCCACCUGGCUGUCACAGCCUGGGCUCCUCCAUCUGAAGGGGCCUGGCAGCAUUUGGGGAGCGGACAGCUCCUGUCCAGCCAGCAUGCCCCAGGUGGCCUCUGUCUCCACUGCCACCUGCUGAGUGGGUCCUACUGGGUGGGGGCUUGGGGUGGGGUGGGUGGUUCACCUGUGGAGAGAGGAGAGGAAGCCCCUGCAGCUGCCUGUCUCUGCCCCUGCCCAGCGUGGGGCUGGCCCAUCCGGAAGGCAGUGGGCCCAGGGACACCCCUGAGAAGCCCAAGCCGGGUGGUCACCGCCUCAUGCUGGAGCUGCCUGUUGGAGGAGGCAUCGCAAACGCAAAACCUCCCAGAGAGUUUCCUUUUGGAAACUUGGAACCAGCCCCUUUUAUGACAUUUUUCCAGGGGAGGGGGAAGGGGCACUGGCUGGGUUUACGGCAGUGACACUAUUUAUGUAAUGACAUCAGCUCCUGUAAGGCCCCUCAGCAAUGUCAACAGCUGGAAAGGGCCUGAACGGGCUUGGAGUCUGCAGGCUGCGAAGGCACUUGGGCCUGGCUUGGGGCAGGGGGCUUGCUUGAGCUGGGAUGGGGUUUGCUGGCUCAGCGAAGUACCAGAGCGCCUGAGCCAUGGGUGGGCAGGGGCGCAGGAAUGACCAGGUUCCUGGGGGCCAAGGAGGCCAUGCUGGCUUCUCCAAGGGAAGGCACAGAGGCUGUUGGCCCACCCCUUACAGCUGUCUUGGGUCUGGCCUGGGCCACACCUUGACGAGCGUGCCUUUCCAGACGGUCUUUGUGGAGUCUGCCCGUGCCCUCCACUGUGCCCCAGCCCUCCUUCCAAAAUCUCCUAGAGACACUGUCCUCAAGCAGGCAGCCCCUUUUGUUCUGACCUCCUCACACAGGGUCUAUUCCUGUGCCCUGGGGCCUCCUGGCUCCCUGCCUUCCUGGGCUCUCUGCACUGCCCGGGCCUCUGGCCCACAUCCUCACACCCCGCGCACUGAAUUAGAGGCCUGGCUCCUCUCACAGUCAGGAAAUUGGUUUCACUUUCCCGGCCAGAGUUUGGCUGCUCAAAAGGGUCAUACCAAGUAUGAAGCUCGGCCCCCGGUGGUCUGGCUUCCCUCCGCCUUCCCCACGUCUGCCCGCAUCACGGCUGCCAUUUAUUGAGCACCUGCUGUGUGCCAGGCACUUUACCCACAUGCUCCUAGCUUGUACUCAUGACAACCCUGUGGGACAGGGACUCAUUAUCACCAGCAAGGAGACUGGAGUACACGUGUCGAAGGUCAUGCUGCAAGUUGGUGGCAGGACUGGGGCUCGGACUCCAGAGCCCGACUUUCUGACCAGGGGCCACGCUGGCCCUCACUGCACUCCAGCUCUGCGGCCCACGCGCCCAAUCCCUGUGCAGGCUGGGAGGGUGCUCUUGGGGGAGUGGCCACUGAGGAAUGACACUGGCAUCUGGGCUGAACAGG
Molecule: messenger RNA, 3969 nt
Organism: Symphalangus syndactylus (siamang)
Lineage: Eukaryota; Metazoa; Chordata; Mammalia; Primates; Hylobatidae
Gene: NTN1
Product: netrin 1
Biological process (GO): animal organ morphogenesis; dendrite development; tissue development
Cellular component (GO): basement membrane
Molecular function (GO): protein binding
Source: RefSeq, a predicted model, not a curated record